Hemicordylus capensis (graceful crag lizard) is the source of this 3769-nucleotide messenger RNA. RefSeq names its product zinc finger protein 665-like. Gene Ontology annotation, biological process: regulation of DNA-templated transcription. Gene Ontology annotation, molecular function: RNA polymerase II cis-regulatory region sequence-specific DNA binding; DNA-binding transcription factor activity, RNA polymerase II-specific. The record is from RefSeq and is a predicted model, not a curated record. NCBI's taxonomy places the organism in Eukaryota, Metazoa, Chordata, Lepidosauria, Squamata, Cordylidae. Bases 1 to 3366 code for a protein of 1121 amino acids. The transcript has 4 exons.
AUGUUAGCCAAGACCUGUCAACCCAGGGCCUCUGCAGGCAGCCAGUUUCCAGACUCGGGAAGAGUUAACCCCGCUGAGAAUCCGGCUCAGAGCCCGCCAGAUCAAGGCAAGGAGGAGGAGGAGGAGGGCCCAGAGUCAAGGGGGCUCGCCCCGGGCUCUCCAUGGGCAAAGGGGGCCCCUCCCCACGGCUGGCAGAAGCGCCUCUUUCCCGCCAGGCGCGCUGCCCCAGACAAGAGCGGCUGGGCGGGGCUUGCACGGAGGAGGCCGCCUCUCUCGGCCUGCCCGGCUCUCUCUCUGCAGAAGCAGCCGCCCUCCCUCCCUGGUUCCUGGGCCUGCCGCCUCCUCCUCCUCCUCCUCCGUAGAGACAGCCAGAAGGAGCCCUUUGAGGAGGUGGCCGUCCAUUUCACGGAGGAGGAGGAGGAGGAGUGGGCUCUGCCAGAUCCGGACCAAAGAGCCCUGCACAGCCAAGAGAUGGAGGAGAACGAUGGGAAUCCGGCCUCACUGGCCGGUGUCAGUUGUAAGAGGAAGAAUGAGGGGGAACCCAGCGGAGCAUUGCUGGGAGGUGCCAGAUGGAGAAAGAGGAAACAGCAGCGACAAAAACCAAGAGCAAAACGGAGGAACAGAAAUGGAUCAUCUGCUUCCCAGCGGGGAAUCCAAAGAAUGAUGCAGAAGGAGAUAGAAAGAAGCCAUUGCCCAGGAAGUAGGAAAGGUUUCCAUUCUGAAACAAGCUUUCAACCUCAGUGCGAAAUUCAGCCAGAGGAUAAAUUAUUUGAAUGCUUGGAGUAUGGAAAGAGUUUCAGUGCAAGAGGAAAACUAACUAGGCACCACAGAAUGCACACUGGGAAGAAACCACAUAAAUGCUUGGAGUGUGGAAAGAGCUUUAGAAGGUAUGAAUCUCUCACUUUGCACCAUAGAAUCCAUACUGGAGAGAAAGCACAUAAAUGCUUGAAGUGUGGAAAGUGCUUCAGCUUGAAAGGAAAUCUUGCUAGACAUUAUAGAACCCACACUGGGGAGAAACCAUAUAAAUGCUUGGAAUGUGGAAAGAGCUUCAGCAUGAAAGAAAAUCUUGUUACACAUUAUAGAACCCACACUGGGGAGAAACCACAUAAAUGCUUGGUGUGUGGGAAGAGAUUCAGUACGAAUGGAUAUCUCACUGUGCACCAUAGAAUCCAUACUGGGGAGAAACCACAUAAAUGCUUGGAGUGUGGAAAGAGCUUUAGCACAAGUGGACAUCUCACUGUGCACCACAGAACCCACUCUAGGGAUAAACCAUAUAAAUGCUUGGAGUGUGGAAAGAGCUUCAGCAUGAAAGGAAAUCUUGCUACCCAUUAUAGAACCCACACUGGAGAGAAACCACAUAAAUGCUUGGAGUGUGGAAAGAGUUUUAGCACGAGUGGAUAUCUCACUGUGCACCACAGGACCCACACUGGGGAUAAACCAUAUAAAUGCUUGAAAUGUGGAAAGAGCUUCAGCAUGAAAGGAAAUCUUUCUACCCAUUAUAGAACCCACACUGGAGAGAAACCACAUAAAUGCUUGGACUGUGGAAAGAGCUUUAGCACAAGUGGAUCUCUCACGGUUCACCAUAGAAUCCACACUGGGGAGAAACCACAUAAAUGCUUGGAGUGUGGAAAGAGCUUUAGCACAAUAGGAAAACUAACUAGUCAUUAUAGAAGCCAUACUGCGGAGAAACCACAUAAAUGCUUGGAGUGUGGAAAGAGCUUUAGUCUGAAAGGAAACCUUGCUAGCCAUUACAGAACCCACAGUGGGGAGAAACCACAUAAAUGCUUGGAGUGUGGAAAGAGCUUUAGCACAAGUGGACAUCUCACUGUGCACCACAGAAUCCACAGUGGGGAGAAACCACAUAAAUGCUUGGAGUGUGGAAAGAGCUUCAGCUGCAGUGGAAAUCUUACUGUUCACCAUAGAACCCACACUGGGGAGAAACCACAUAAAUGCUUGGAGUGUGGAAAGAGCUUCAGGACGAGUGGAGAACUCACUGUACACUAUAGAAUCCACACUGGGGAGAAACCACAUCAAUGCUUGGAGUGUGGAAAGAGCUUCAGCAGGAGUGGAGAACUCAUUGUGCACCAUAGAACCCACACUGGGGAGAAACCACAUAAAUGCUUGGAGUGUGGAAAGGGUUUUCGCACGAAUAGUGCUCUUACUCAGCAUCAUAGUACCCACACUAGGGAGAAACCACAUACAUGUUUGAAGUGUGGAAAGAGCUUCAGCAGGAGUGGAGAACUCACUGUGCACCAUAGAACCCACACUGGGGAGAAACCACAUAAAUGCUUGGAGUGUGGAAAAAGCUUCAGGAUGGGUGGAGAACUCACUGUGCAUCGUAGAACCCACACUGGGGAUAAACCACAUAAAUGCUUGCAGUGUGGAAAGAGCUUCAUCAGGAGUGGAGAACUCACUGUGCACCAUAGAACCCACACUGGGGAGAAACCACAUAAAUGCUUGGAGUGUGGAAAGAGCUUCAGCACGAGUGGAAAACUAACUAGGCAUCGUAGAAUGCACACUGGGGAGAAACCUCAUAAAUGCUUGGAGUGUGGAAAGAGCUUCAGCAUGAAAGAAAAUCUUGCUACACAUUAUAAAACCCACACUGGGGAGAAACCACAUAAAUGCUUGGAGUGUGGAAUGAGAUUCAGUACGAAUGGAGAGCUUAAGGUGCACCAUAGAACCCACACUGGGGAGAAACCAUAUAAAUGUUUGGAGUGUGGAAAGAGCUUCAGCCAGAGUGGAAACCUAACUAGUCAUCAUAAAACCCACACUGGGGAGAAACCACAUAAAUGCUUGGAGUGUGGAAAGAGCUUCAGGACGAGUGGAGAACUCACUGUGCAUCAUCGAACACACACUGGGGAGAAACCAUAUAAAUGUUUGGAGUGUGGAAAGAGCUUUAGCACAAUAGGAAAACUAACUAGUCAUCAUAGAAACCAUACCGGGGAGAAACCACAUAAAUGCUUGGAGUGUGGAAAGAGCUUCAGGAUGAGUGGAGAACUAACUGUGCAUCAUCGAACACACUCUGGGGAGAAACCACAUAAAUGCUUGGAGUGUGGAAAGAGCUUCAGCUGCAGUGGAAAUCUUACUGUUCACCAUAGAACCCACACUGGGGAGAAACCACAUACAUGCUUGGAGUGUGGAAAGAGUUUCAGGACGAGUGGACACCUUACUAGGCAUCAUACAACCCACACUGGGGAGAAACCACAUAAAUGCUUGGAGUGUGGAAAGAGUUUCAGGACGAGUGGACACCUUACUAGGCAUCAUACAACCCACACUGGGGAGAAACCACAUAAAUGCUUGGAGUGUGGAAAAAGCUUCAACAGGAGGGCAGACCUUACUACUCACCAAGAAACUCAUUCAGGGUAGAAACCAUAUGCAUGUUUGGCAUGUGGAAGAGCUUCAGUGUUGGAGCUAUGCUUCCUUCAGCAGUUUUUGUAGAUCUGUUUCUCUCUUUUACGAAUCAAUGUAUAUAUUUGGUUCAAACAAAUUGAUGUAUCUUGGUGUUUUAUGUCAUCUGCUUUCUUUUCAUUUUUUCUGAAUACACCUCGGUGUUCGUCUCUGGCAUGUGGACUCUGGGUGAAACAGGAGGAGGGCACACCAUCAUUUUCAAAGCAAAAAAUUUCCCUCACCAAGAUGAUCACAUACAAAGUUUGUCUCCUAGCCUUUCUAGAGAGGAGGGUAAGCAACCAAAUGCCUAACACUUUAGAGUCCUAACCCUCUAAAAUGUCUCUGUACAAAUGAAGAGUGAGUAAAUGAGACUUUGAUUUAC